Molecule: messenger RNA, 561 nt
Organism: Pseudoliparis swirei
Lineage: Eukaryota; Metazoa; Chordata; Actinopteri; Perciformes; Liparidae
Exons: 1
Coding region: 1-561 (186 amino acids)
Source: RefSeq, a predicted model, not a curated record
AUGGCGAGGCACCGGGGCGUCACCUCUUUGGUGGCACUAGCACUGCUAGCAUGCUUAGCUAGGACUCAGGUAGUAACUCAGGGCAAAUGGCUGUCGAGUUCUUCCAUCGUCAUUCCGUCAGUUGACCUUCCUCCAUUAGAGAAAGGCGGCGCCGAUGGCCGCGACGGCCAAGACGGCAGCUAUGGCCGCGAUGGCAGCGAUGGCCGCGACGGUGGCAGAGGUGGCGCCAUCGGCCAAGACGGCCAAGACGGCCACGAUGGCAGCGCUGGUGGCGGCGGAGGAGGAGGCGGCGGCGGCGGGGGCGGCGGCGGCAAUGGAGGCCACGGCGGCAACGGCGACAAUGGUGGCCACGGCGAUAAUGGUGGCAACGGCGGCAAUGGUGGCCACGGCGGCGAUGGUGGCCACGGCGGCAAUGGCGGCAACGGCGGCAACGGCGGCAAUGGUGGCCACGGCGGCUUGGCCACGUCUUCUACAGCGGCCACGGCGCCCACCGGCGCCACGGUGGACACCGCGGACACCGGGGCGACCGCGGUUAUUGACCACACGCGGUCCACAUGGUGA